Musca domestica (house fly) is the source of this 3224-nucleotide messenger RNA. Its product is annotated as beta-mannosidase. Gene Ontology annotation, molecular function: beta-mannosidase activity. The transcript has 11 exons. Gene Ontology annotation, biological process: glycoprotein catabolic process. Lineage: Eukaryota; Metazoa; Arthropoda; Insecta; Diptera; Muscidae. The record is from RefSeq and is a predicted model, not a curated record. Bases 261 to 3134 code for a protein of 957 amino acids.
AACUUCAACGAGCAAACAGAGAACAGUUUUCCACGAACUCUUUAAACGAACGCAACGUAGCAAAUUCGCACGUGUGUGAUUUUCAAAUCAAAUUGCCACCCCCCAAAAAAGUGAUAAGAAAAAAACACAAAAGAUUUGAAUGGUCUAAAAAAGAAAUGGCUUAAUAAAAUUGUCAAUAACAAAAAAGAUCCAUAUAAAUGCAAAAAUGAAAAAUUAAAAAAAAUAUACCACCAUAACAAUAAAUCAAAUUGAAAACAAAAAUGUUAAAGUCGAGUGAAUCAUUUGCGUUUCUACUGAUAUUGGUAGCAACAGCAGCUAUCUUUUCAAGUUCUCCGGUGAAAUGUGAUAAAGUCAAAACGGUCAGUCUGACCAAUUGGAAUUUAAGUAAUGAAAAUAAAACCAUCACUUUAAAUGGAUUGAAAUCACCCAUUGGUGUGUAUAGUGCCCUCAGAAAUCUCUAUGGCGAUGUUUUAUAUUCCAAGAACGAUGAAGCUUUACGUUGGAUUGCCAAAGACUCCUGGACAUUUUCAACAACAUUUAGUGCUACCCUUGAUGUCAAUACCAAACUGAAUCUGACCUUCCAUGGCAUCGAUACGGUUUCGACAAUACGUUUGAACAAUAAAAUUCUCGGUUUAACGGAUAACAUGUUUAUCCGCUAUUCGUAUGACAUCACGACAUUGCUACAACCGGAAAAUGUUUUGGAAAUUGAAAUUAGAUCACCCAUACAGGUGGCCAAGGAACGAGCCGGGGAUUUAAUGGCCAAGGGUUUUAAUGCUCCACCUAAUUGUCCGCAUGUACGCGAGAAUGGUGAAUGUCAUCGUAAUAUGUUGCGGAAAAUGCAAAUGAGUUUCGGUGGUAAUUGGAAUUUGGCAGCGCCAUCCAUUGGCCUCUGGAAACCUGUCGAAUUGGAGUACUAUGAAGUGGCCAUUAUGCGAGAUGUUGAUGUGGCCAUGCGUCGCAAUGACACCCAUUGGACGUUGGAUAUACGUGUUUUCCUCACCACGGGUGUAAGGCAGAAUUUCUAUGCCGAAUUGUUGUUUAUUGCAGCAGAACUUUUAGAUACACCCCUAACCUUGAAUCGACGCAUGAUUUUGUAUAACUCCCCACUGAUUGAAUUCCAGGUGCAUAUUCCCAAGGAUAAAAUCAAAUUGUGGUGGCCCAAUGGCUAUGGUGAACAAAAAUUGUACCCGCUAUACUUUGUCGCCAAGUGCUAUACGGAAAUUAAUGGUCCCACUCUUCGAUCGAAGACAAAGUCCCAAAAAACUAUCAACAUUGGUUUUCGUACCAUUGAACUUGAGGAGGAUUUAGAUGAUUAUGGUCGCAACUUCUAUUUCAAAGUUAAUGAUCAGCCGAUUUUUGUUAAGGGUGCCAGUUAUGUGCCCUCACACAUACUGCCAGAGCACUCGUCUAAGGAAUCGAGUUUGGAGCAUAUUAUCAAAUCGGCAAAGGAAACUCACUUGAAUAUGAUACGAGUCUGGGGUGGAGGUCUCUACGAAUCGGAUACCUUCUAUAAUUUAACCGAUCACUAUGGCCUGCUGGUGUGGCAGGAAAUGGCAUUUUCAGGCGCUACAUAUCCCAUGUCAAAUAAAGACUUUGUGGAAUCGGUCCGCGUCGAGGUCUAUCAAAAUGCCAAACGUUUGGCUUUUCAUCCUAGCUUUGCCAUGAUUGUAACAAACGAUGAAAUUGAAUGGUAUUUAAUGAAAAAUAAAACUGAAUUUGGAGAUGAUUCGGAACGUUUGGAGGAUGAAUAUCGUCAAUUGUUUAUGGGUACCAUUCGUCACGAGCUGAAUGUGAUAUCACGUAAUGAUUUCAAUCCGCGAGCUGGGCCAAUGAUAUCCACGCCCUCUAUGGGUGUGGAGGAGAGUAAAAAAGAUUUAUCCACUGAACCACAAAAUCCGAAUUAUGGUGAUGUUCAUUUCUGGGACGAUGAAAAAGAUCUCUGGGAUCCCGAUAUAUAUCCAAGGGCUCGAUUUAUAACGGAAUACGGUUUCCAAAGUCUACCCAUACGAUCGUCAUGGAAUCGCACAAUGUAUCCCGAUGAUGAGAUAGCCGAUAUUGUUGUCCACAGACAACAUGAUCCCAAAGGUUUUACACCCAUAACAAAAAUGAUAUCCCGACAUUUUCGCCUACCUGCAACAGUAUCCGAAGAGAAUAUCGAUAAACUAAUCUAUUUGAGUCAAAUAACACAGGCUAUGGCCGUGAAGACAGCCACUGAUCUUUUCCGUUCGGAGAGAACACAUAAAAGAACAAUGGGUGCCAUGUAUUGGCAGUUGAAUGAUGCCUGGGUUGCACCCACUUGGUCGAGCAUUGACUAUUUUGGAAAUUAUAAGUUACUUUGGUAUUGGUCCCGGGAGUUUAUGGCUCCAAUUGCAAUUACUGCCCUGAUCGACAGCAAAAAUGAUCGCAUAAACAUCACAGUUACCAAAGACGAACAUGUGGAUGAUAUAGAGAAGCCGGAAUCGUAUAAUAUAACCAUAUACACGUAUUUAUGGUCUGAAUUAUAUUUUAGACGUUCCAAUUCGUUUGAAAUAUCUGUGACCACAAAUGGCAUGUAUAAGCUUUAUAUAGAGCUGUCGCAGGUUUUCAAUCAAAUAUUUACAAUCAAUAAUAGCUUUUUGAAAUUCAAUUUGGUCAAGGAUGAGAGAACUCUGGCCAGCACCUAUAUUUUCCCCACCAAAUUCCAUCAGGUUGUGGGAAUGACCGAUCCUCAAUUGGAGAUCCAAUUUGUCUCAGACAAUUGCCAGGAUAAAAACAAUAAAAUUCGUACAAUUUAUUAUAGUUUCAUCAUUUCGGUAAAGAAACCAGCCGUUUUUGUGUAUUUGGAACUCUACCAUCCGGAAGUGCAUAAAUACAAAUUUUCGGAAAAUGGUUUCGUCCUAACUGAGCCCAUAAAAAUAAUACACGCCGAAAUUGAGUUGAAAAAUGAAUAUUGCAUCAAGUUAUCGGCGGAUCAUGUCAAAGUCUUUCACCUGAAUCAAUUGUAUGCCGGUUCUUCGGGAAUUGGCUACUCAACUAGUGAACGUCCAAACUUUUCAGAUAUUACCGCCAAUAACAAUACGGAGAAUGGUGAAGGCGUGACUUCUACGUCGGCUCGACCAACAACAACGGAAGCUGAAGGAAUCACAGCAGAUUGAAAUUAAAUUAGAAAUAUUUUAAUAUAAUAUUUAAAAAUAAAUAUUUUACUGAUCGAAAGGAAAUAUCCGGACACUUAUAUAAACAUAUGU